AUGGCACAGAACGUGUCUACCCUCAAGCAGUCCACUGCAGAAGCAAGAAGGGGAUACACUGUUGCGGUGCCCUUGAUCCUCAUGAAACGGCCAUCUGUCCAGCAGAAGGAGAAGGUGCCAGCCAUCAAUGCCCAGAAGUCCACUCCCACUAGCCACGAAGCUGCCAGCAAGCACCUUCCCCUCCGUGGCCUCGAGCUCGCGACCAAGAGCCGUCCUCGCGAUGCCAAGCGUGCUGCUAGUGAGCAGCAUGCCUCUUCGCGUAAGGAAUACCCUCGAAACGAGAAACGCACCGUCAGCCAGCCUGGUGCUAUGAGCGAGCCCGCCGCGGCUGGCGGCAGCAAGAUCAGUGAGAGGAGCAAGGCUGGAGACAAGGAAACGCUCCCCGACAAGCACGAUGAGAAUGACACGGCCCCCGAGAUCUCUACUGCUGCCGCUGAGCAAGAGCCAGCGCCGACCGCCGCUGUCGAGAAGGAGCCCGCCCUUGCCUCAGGAUACAAGGUCUAUACUGCAGAGUAUGUCACCGCUCUGAAGGAGGAGGUCCUGGCGCUCCGGGCGCAGACGCAGCAUGGUGUGGACCAGCUCGAGCGUAGCGAAGCGAGGCUCAAGACGCUAUCGGACAGCUGCCUCGUCUGGGCAGAGACAUAUUCCGGCUUCGACAGGCGCCUCGCAAAGCAGGGCCAAGAGAUUGACAGCCUCAAGGAGGCUCUGCGAGCCGAGCAAGAGCGCCACGCUGUCACGAGAGCAAGGUACGACGAGACGGAGCAGCUUGCGCAGAGUCUCUUUGAGAGGCUUCAUUAUGAGCAUCAGGGCCCGUUUGCGCAAUCACGUUGGUAG
Microdochium trichocladiopsis is the source of this 834-nucleotide messenger RNA. RefSeq lists its product as uncharacterized. The coding region runs from base 1 to 834 and encodes 277 amino acids. The transcript has 3 exons. Lineage: Eukaryota; Fungi; Ascomycota; Sordariomycetes; Xylariales; Microdochiaceae. The record is from RefSeq and is a predicted model, not a curated record.